CUCGGCUGCUUUCUAUCACUUCCAUGACACCCAUUUAUCUUGCGCACUGUUGGCCGCCUCCUCUGACCCUCUCCAUCGACGCCAUGGCCACCUCGGGCGCAUAUUCCAUCACGCAGCCCAUGUGCGCGGCUCGACAAGGUGGCAAGCCCUGCAGCGGGAUCCCGCGCGUCCCAUGCCCCAAAUGCCUCGUCGUGGCGUACUGUGAUUCUGCCUGCCUCAAGCGCGACUGGGGCAUGCACAAGCGUGAUUGCUGUGCUGAAAUACCGGACGAUAGAGGCCCUCCUCCGACAGUUGACACCAGGAGCAGGAAGUGCUUUUGGUCGAUAGAACCGGCCACUGAUAUGAUCAAUCUCGAGAAGAACGAAGGUGUCGGGUUUGACGACGAGCUGCGUCUGCUGCUCACCGGCUUCACUGCCUUCCGCCACUUCAUCUACGCCAUCACCAAGCUGCCCAAGCAGGCCAACCCGAAGAUCAAGCUGUUUCUCAACGAAUGCGACUUUCCACAUAGCAUGCGGGCGUUCAUAGCCCUCCACCUGCUCAGCACGCGCAGCGGCGACCCAGCCAUGAACGCAGAGGCCGUCAUCCACUCGUGGUACUCGAGCCGCGUGCCCAAGGCCAUUUGGCAACACAUUCGCUCCAUUGUGGACCGACCUGUUGUCACUGUGCUAGCGAAUGUUGGAAAACACGGGCAAGGGCAGGAAAACGGCCCAGAAGCACCUUGUCGUUCCCGCCUAAAAGAGGGACGCUUCCAGAUGGACACGGAAUUUACCGCAGCGCAGUGGCAGGAGAUCUGGGGGCGCCUCUGCGAGCCUGGGACCAUUAUGGUGCCCAAGGCGACCGUGAUUCGUUUCCUGGACGUGCGGAAGCAUUCAAAUCCCGCCGUCGUGUACAAGGCAAGGAUGACCAGGGCGAGGCAGAUGGGGCUCCAGAAGUGGCAGUUUGACGGCUGCCUUUUGCCCUACGCGCACCCACGCGAUGACUUUGACACCGUCAACCCUUUGUUCCUCCAUAAAAACACGACGUUUCCUCCUGGCGCGACCCAGGAGCCAAUGGGAGAGUGGCCAAUGGAGUAUCUCGACAACACCGAGUCUCCAGCUCCAAACGACGUCUACGGCAAGCUCUUUUACUACUUGCGCAGCCUGCUGCUUGAGUUCCAGCAGCGAUUGCAGACACUUGACGUGUAUGUGCAGCUCACGAGCGAGUCCGCUGGCCAACUCGUGCAUUGGGAGGAUGAUGCCAUUGCGCGCGAACCCUUCGACCGUAUUGCCAUAGGAGACCUGUGGGAUAUGCACCCGCUUCUUACGCUCGUGGCGUUUUCACGCAUCUUGGCACAUCGAGACGAGAACCCGAACGCGGCCCUUUUGGCUCACACGGCCGGCUGUUUGUUUCACAAUGACCCAGUGGUGUCCAAAGACAAGGACAGAGAAGAGGAGUUCAUGUACAAGCCAACCAAGACGGUUCUUGACGAGUACGCGCCGCCGGUGCCAGCCGACAUAUCACACGACGACCCCAAGAGCAUCCGGCGCAACCUAGGUCUUUUGAUGUGGAGAAAUUGGGAUCGCUUCGCCGCCAAAUACUUUUCUUCGCCCGAACGAUUUGCCUACCGGUCGCUGAUGCCGUUGGACAACCCGGUCAUAGAACAUGAAAGCGUAUUCCAAGCCGGAUUCCUGGGGAUGAUUCCACGCGAAAAGCACAGGGUGGUGCCGCGCUGGCCCUUGCGCUUGGUCCACGGCAACUCCUCGAAGCCUUCGCUCCGCGACUUCAACCGCUAUAUGAGUUGGGGUACUCACCCUACUCGCCUUUCGGUUCGCUGGAUGGAAUGGGUCUUCUCCGGGCAAGAUCCGCGCGAUGCUGAGUGGGAGCUCUGGAUGGCGUUUAGCCAGCAAAGGUCUCCGGAGGAGUGUUUGCGUUUGCUCAAAGACAAGGUCAACGGCGUGAGCGCCUCCCGUGGUGGUAGUGACGACGAGGUCACAAUCAAGCAAGUCGAGGAAGGCAUGGGAAACAUGAGUCUUCAGAUGUCGAUCGAGAGGGCGUCGGGCGAUUCCACCGAAUUCAUGGAUCCCUUCUUGACUGAUGAUCUGGGUAGCGAGGUGGGACAGUCGCCUAUGGCAGCCAAGACUGCUGGUGGCGGCGGCGGUCACAGCGUUGGUCGCCGUGCUGGCCAUUCUACUGGCAGUGUCUUCUCCGGAGACAAGAGCUCCCACACCCUCGACGUGGAAGAAGUCUCGGAACCCGAGGAGGCUCAGUCCACGAAAAAAGCCAAGAAGAAAAAGAAGAAGAAGAAGGCCAAGGAUCAGUAAGCAGGAUCGAGGCUCGGCGUAGCGAAGGAGCGAAACAGAUGUUGAGUAUUAGCGUUCUGGCUAGCAAUCAUAGUGAAGGAAUAG
Molecule: messenger RNA, 2384 nt
Organism: Purpureocillium takamizusanense
Lineage: Eukaryota; Fungi; Ascomycota; Sordariomycetes; Hypocreales; Ophiocordycipitaceae
Exons: 4
Coding region: 24-2300 (758 amino acids)
Source: RefSeq, a predicted model, not a curated record